Vombatus ursinus (common wombat) is the source of this 3740-nucleotide messenger RNA. RefSeq names its product 5-aminoimidazole-4-carboxamide ribonucleotide formyltransferase/IMP cyclohydrolase (gene ATIC). Gene Ontology annotation, biological process: 'de novo' IMP biosynthetic process. Bases 90 to 1868 code for a protein of 592 amino acids. Gene Ontology annotation, cellular component: cytosol. The record is from RefSeq and is a predicted model, not a curated record. Gene Ontology annotation, molecular function: IMP cyclohydrolase activity; phosphoribosylaminoimidazolecarboxamide formyltransferase activity. NCBI's taxonomy places the organism in Eukaryota, Metazoa, Chordata, Mammalia, Diprotodontia, Vombatidae. The transcript is spliced from 16 exons.
UCGCCGCUAUCGCCUCGCGCCCGGCUUCCGGGGGCCCGAGAAAGUGCACACGCCUCCUGCCUGAGGGGGCUCUGACUGUUGCCGCCAACAUGGCCGCCCGCCAUCUCGCCUUGCUUAGUGUCUCUGACAAGACAGGACUGUUGGACUUUGCCAAAAAUCUGAAUUCCGUUGGUUUGAUGCUGGUUGCUUCUGGAGGGACAGCAAAAGCUCUGAGAGAUGCUGGUCUCAUUGUCAGGGAUGUUUCUGAACUGACAGGAUUCCCAGAAAUGUUAGGAGGACGUGUGAAAACGCUUCAUCCUGCAGUACAUGCUGGAAUCUUGGCUCGUAAUUCUCCAGAAGAUCAAGCUGACAUGGCCAGACUUGAUUUCAGUCUUAUAAGAGUUGUUGUUUGUAAUCUAUAUCCCUUCGUGAAGACUGUGGCUUCUCCAAAUGUCACAGUUGAGGAAGCUGUUGAACAAAUUGAUAUUGGUGGAGUAACCUUACUUAGAGCUGCUGCAAAAAACCAUGCUCGAGUGACAGUAGUGUGUGAACCAGGAGAUUAUGAAAUGGUAUCGACUGAGAUGCUAAAUUCUGAUACUAAAGAUACUGUUAUGGAGACUCGACGGCAGCUAGCAUUAAAGGCCUUUACUCAUACUGCUCAGUAUGAUCAAGCAAUAUCAGAUUAUUUCAGGAAGGAAUAUAGUAAAGGAAUAUCUCAGAUUCCUUUAAGGUAUGGAAUGAACCCUCACCAAAGCUGUGCACAGUUAUAUACAGUGAAGUCCAGACUUCCUCUUACAGUUGUGAAUGGAUCCCCUGGGUUUAUAAACCUGUGUGAUGCCUUGAAUGCUUGGCAGCUAGUAAAAGAACUCAGAGAAGCUCUAGGCAUUCCAGCAGCUACCUCCUUCAAGCAUGUCAGUCCAGCAGGUGCUGCUGUUGGAGUACCACUUAGUGAGGAAGAGGCUAAAGUUUGCAUGGUUCAUGAUCUCUACAAGAGCCUUACUCCAUUGUCAACUGCUUAUGCAAGAGCAAGAGGAUCUGAUAGAAUGUCAUCAUUUGGUGACUUUAUUGCUGUAUCUGAUGUUUGUGAUGUCACUACUGCUAAAAUCAUCUCCAGAGAGGUAUCUGAUGGUAUUAUUGCACCUGGAUAUGAAGAAGAAGCCUUGAAGAUCCUCUCCAAAAAGAAAAAUGGGAAUUACUGUGUACUUCAGAUGGACCCAUCUUACAAACCAGAUGAGGAUGAAAUUCGCACUCUUUUUGGAUUACAUCUCAGUCAGAAGAGGAAUAAUGGUGUUAUUGACAAGUCAUUAUUUAGCAAUAUUGUUACCAAGCAUAAAGAUUUGCCUGAAUUUGCUGUCAGGGACCUCAUCGUAGCUACGAUUGCUGUCAAGUACACUCAGUCCAAUUCAGUGUGCUAUGUUAAGGAUGGUCAGGUAAUUGGCAUUGGAGCAGGUCAGCAAUCCCGAAUACACUGUACACGCCUUGCAGGAGAGAAGGCAAACAAUUGGUGGCUUAGACAUCAUCCCCGGGUGCUUUCAAUGAAAUUUAAAGCUGGAGUAAAGAGAGCAGAAAUCUCUAAUGCUAUUGAUCAAUAUGUGAGUGACAACAUUGGUGAGGAUGAUGAUUUGGCCAAAUGGGAAGCAAUGUUUGAGGAAGUUCCUAAACUUUUAACUGAGGUAGAAAAGAAGGAAUGGAUUGAUUCGUUGAAACAAGUAUCUCUCAGCUCCGAUGCCUUUUUCCCUUUUAGAGAUAAUGUUGACAGGGCUAAGAGGAGUGGUGUAGAGUUCAUCGUGGCCCCCUCAGGUUCAGCUGCUGACCAGAUUGUGAUUGAGGCCUGUGAUGAGCUUGGAAUAGUACUCAUUCAUACAAACCUUCGACUAUUUCAUCAUUGAUUUUGUUACAUACUUUCAUGGAUUGUUUGCAAAAGUCUAUCAUGAAUAAUUGUGGACAAUUAUGAUAACGUAUGAAAAAUUUUAGUGGAUAUCUUUUAAAAAGAAAUUUUAAUGCUUUAUCAUUCUUUGGUUUUUGAAACAAAUUACAUCAUGGGAGUAAGUUUCAUAUAUAUAAUUUCAUCUUUGAGUAUUGAGCGGCUGCUGUAUAUAAUCUCUACUGUACAUCUUUAUGUAAGAAUACAGAACAUCUCAGCUAUUUGGAAAGCUAAGUAUACUUAUCUAAACACAGCUAAGAAAUAAGCAAAAAAGGACUGAGCAGCAGAAAGACACAUCACAAAACUCUGUAUUUUUCCUUUUGGCCCUUUCUCAGAACUUAUUUUUUAUAACCAAACAGAUUACAUAUUUGUAUGUGCAAAUACUAACAGAUCUAACAUAUGUAACAGAUCUAACAUAUGUAACAGAUUUGGUUAUUUAAUUUUUAAGCUCCCAGGUAAUUUGAAAAAGCAAAUUAGAAUCAAUUAUAAAGAGGUAGGUCAACUUCCUACUCAAAAAAAAAUUGCCCUUUUGGUAUUCAGUUCUUGUUUAUUGAAAUACAGUUAAUAUCUCUGCACCCCCUGCCCCCUCUUUUUUUUUUUAAAGUCAGAGGAAGAUAUGGCCUAAGCUUACCAUUUGUCAGAAUAACCAGCAGUAUGAAACUGAAAGUUUUCCCUGGAGAGUGAUUGUAUAUUCACUCCAAAAUAAAGUGAAAGCAGUAGUAGCUAAAGUGUGAUAUGAUAGUUAUGUGUUUAAAGAAAAAGGGGGCCUCAUUAGGUAGUCCUAGUGCUGCUCCAGGCUCAGGCUGGCUUUCCCUUGUAAUAGUUUUCUCUUCACCUGGAUCUCCCAGGUUAACCCUUUUGGGCCCUCUGCCUAGACUUUGUGCUGAAAGACGCCUGCAGAUGAAUGAUAAUAAGAUGUUUCUGUUUUUGUGUUUUUUCUUAACCUUAAACAAAUUUCUUAUGGGCUUAUAUUUACACAAAUAGUUUGCUUAAAGUGAACCUCGGGAGUACGGGCAAAAAGAUGACAACCUGUGAUUUUUCACAAAACUAGUGAUGGAAUUAACAUUUUAGUUUUGUAUGUUUCUUUUUAAAUGUAUACCUUUGAUUUCAUUGAUAUAGAAAACUCCUAUUGCAGAUUGAUGAGAAAAUUCUGCCAAUGCAGAAUGGCAAUUGUCCUGCAAAUUAAAGUGUUAGAAUAUUAUUGAGGUACUGAAAAGACAAGUGACUUGACCAGGGUCACGUACCCAGUAUGUUACAAGUAGAAUUUGAAUCACUGUCUGUAACUCAGAGGUCCUCUCACCAUGUGCAGGGCCAGGAUGCAUUUAAUAAAUGCUUCCUCAUGAUUAUCCUUAAGAAAUCUUAACUUCAUUGUUAUGAAGAAAAGCCUCAGGUUCUACUGAAAGCAAUAUUUUUUUCUUUUGUUGUUCUGUUUUAAUAUUUUUUCUUUCAAAUUGAUUCAAGUCAAAUGUACCUUAGGUUGAACUAUCUUAGUAUUCUUUAAACAUUUUCAGCAGUUAAGUAUAUCAUUAACCUUAAGUUGGUCUAUAGUAUUCCCAGUUUUCAAACAUUAACAUAUUGAGAUUUGUGAAUACUACAUAAAACAUUAUUUGGACUGAUCUUUGCAGCAAGAAUUUGGACUUAACCUAAUAGAGAUGAAAUUAGACUUUAGUGGUCUCUGAUCAGUUCUGGUUUUACUUCUGUGAAGGGAGUAUGAUUUUUUAGCAUAUUUAAUUUUUUCACAUUUUAAAAUCUUCUUUAAUGCCCUCAUCCCUGUGAUUCGUUUCAAUUUUUUAUGUAUGAUUUGUGAGCUUUGAAUUAAAUGAAAUGCUCUUGAGUA